This is a messenger RNA of Propithecus coquereli (Coquerel's sifaka), 1378 nucleotides long. It is a transcript of the gene DHRS1, whose product is annotated as dehydrogenase/reductase (SDR family) member 1. The record is from RefSeq and is a predicted model, not a curated record. The coding region runs from base 174 to 1115 and encodes 313 amino acids. The transcript has 9 exons. NCBI's taxonomy places the organism in Eukaryota, Metazoa, Chordata, Mammalia, Primates, Indriidae.
CCCAGAUAAUCGACCCAGGUGUUAUGAUGCGAUCCUUGAGCUUUGCUUCCACAUCCUCAGUUCAACCCGCGCCAGAACCCGGACUUCCACCCCAGCCGUAAUCACCUCGUCCCGUCCCUGCGGCCAGAAUUAAAGUUCUCCAACUACAGACUUUCUGCCUUUGUCUAUGAGUCAUGGCAACUCCCAUGAAGGGCCAAGUGUGUGUGGUGACUGGUGCCUCCAGGGGUAUUGGCUGUGGCAUCGCCUUGCAGCUCUGCAAAGCAGGUGCCACAGUUUACAUUACCGGCCGCCAUCUGGACACCCUUCAGGCCACUGCUCAGGAGGCGCAAUCCCUCGGGGGCCGAUGUGUGCCCGUGGUGUGCGAUUCAAGCCAGGAGAGUGAAGUGCGAAGCCUGUUUGAGCAAGUGGAUCGGGAACAGCAGGGUCGUCUGGAUGUGCUGGUCAACAACGCUUAUGCUGGAGUCCAGACAAUCCUGAACACCAAGAAUAAGGCAUUCUGGGAAACCCCUGCCUCCAUGUGGGAUGAUAUCAACAAUGUUGGACUCAGAGGCCACUACUUGUGCUCAGUGUACGGGGCACGGCUGAUGGUACCAGCUGGCCGGGGGCUCAUUGUGGUCAUCUCCUCCCCUGGGGGCCUGCAGUAUAUGUUCAACGUCCCCUAUGGCGUGGGCAAAGCUGCGUGCGACAGGCUGGCUGCUGACUGUGCCCACGAGCUGCGGCGCCAUGGGGUCAGCUACGUGUCUCUGUGGCCAGGGUUGGUGCAGACAGAACUGCUGAAGGAGCAUAUGGCAAAGGAGGAGGCCUCACAGGACCCGCUGGUUAAGCAGUUCAAGCCAUACUUCUCAUCUGCAGAAACCACAGAAAUGAGUGGCAAAUGUGUGGUGGCCUUGGCAACAGACCCUGACAUCCUGAGCCUGAGUGGUAAGGUGCUGCCAUCCUGUGACCUUGCUCGACGCUACGGCCUUCGGGAUGUGGACGGCCGCCCUGUCCAAGACUAUUUGUCUUUGAGCUCCAUCGUCUCGAAUGUCUCCGGCCUGGGCUGGCUGUCCUCCUACUUACCCAGCUUCCUCCGUGUGCCCAAGUGGAUUAUCGCCCUCUACACUAGCAAGUUCUAACCUUCCUGGCAGGUGUCACAAUUAUGCUUCUCUCCUCAUUUGGGCUGUGGUGGUUGGGCCUAUCUCUGUGGAAUACAGCAGCCUUUCUCGCCUAUCCAUACCCUUGACAUGAAGAGCAGACCUCUGCCUUGUGUCCGUGGUGAGUUCUGGGGGCCCUCAUAUGUCCUUCUUUGUGCCUUGGUUCUCCUCAUCCCUACAUUUUACUUUUUGUCUCACUAUUGAAAAAUGCUUUGGGAGCUAAUAAAGGUCUCAUUUCUACUUCA